Messenger RNA from Trichobilharzia regenti, 1707 nucleotides. The record is from the annotation of a GenBank genome assembly. NCBI's taxonomy places the organism in Eukaryota, Metazoa, Platyhelminthes, Trematoda, Strigeidida, Schistosomatidae.
AUGGCUCGAGAUCUAAUUAACUCUCAAAUAGAACCGAGUUUUCGUAUUUAUGACAGGUUGAAAAGUUGGGCAAAUGAAUCAAAGAGUAAUAAUUUGGUAGAAAAUGCGACUAUAUGUUGUGAGCUUAUUGAAGCUAAUGCUAGCGUGCAGCAUGAACUCUUCCGAAUUUUGAGAAUAUUCGUAUCUCAAGGUAGUUUUUCCACAGAAAACAGUAAACCUCAUCAAGGUAGCGGUGCUAUUGAGACACCAGUUGUUACGUCUUGCUGCAAUGGAAAUUAUUCCUACCCAGUGUCAAACUUCACGAAUAAUGUUCUACGUGAAAUUCAAAAACAACAAUUCCAAUCAUGCAUGCAUACUUCUCCACAGAAAAAAGAAAUUCAAAAUACAUCAGGUCCACCGAAAGAUGUGCCUAGAUUAGAAAAUGAAAUUUUAGAAAGAUUGAUUCAAAGCCAGAUUCAAUGUGAUAGACUUGCAAGCCAAUUGAAAGCUCAAAGUAUGGAGUUAAUUCAACCAACAAUUGAAAACAAAUCAGUUUAUUCAACUCAGAAGAGACCAAGACCUACAAUAGAUACUGAAAGUGUUUUCAAUCAGUCUGCGACAUGUUAUAAUGCUAGACUGCCUGCAAAUACUUCAUACGAUUCCUUUGGAGGUGAAGAUGACUAUCAAAAAAGUGAGAAUUCAUAUGAUCGUUCAACUAGAUACACUUGUGAUAGAGAUGUUGCAAAAAUUUCAACAAAUGGUGGCCAAACUUCUACUCUAAAUCCAACAGAUCUUUUACAGAGUUGGCUUUCACCAUUAGUCAGUCAAUAUAAUGAUUUAUUCACAAAUCUCCGUGUUAGCUGUAUGCGUCGUUUACAGUCAUUCGGACAGACAGACUGUGAACGGAAUCAACGUUUAAUUUUUCAUGCAGUUCAAGCAGGUUUCUUGGUUACUAGUCAUGUAAUUCGUCGUCUGUUUACAAGUCUGCAUGAUACAAACAAUUUCUUCCGAAAGCCUUGCGAAAGACAACUUUCAAUUUUUGACACACCUCUUAGCACUGAUCAAUUGGAAAAGCUUGUAGCUGCAACAUUCAGACGUCUAUCACGUCAUCCUCCACCAGAGUGUGCAUGUCAUAUUACUAUUAAUGAAACAGGUAAAUCAAGUGUAAAGCGACCUACUUCUGUUCGACGUCCAAUCACAUCGCAAGAAUUAGCUUCGCUGACACAACUACUAAAAGAAAUUUGCUCUCUUGCUUGGCAUCUUUUAGCUGAAAAACAAGAAUCACAAUCGUGUACUGAUGAAUCGACUGGUGUCUGUCUAGUUUGGUAUGCUGAUGUGGAUAAAUCAGCUAAACCAGGAGAUGCAUAUGACGACAGGUGUUAUCGAAGAAGUUAUGACUCCGAUGCAACGGCUGGUCAAGUGCAUCAUUAUAUUUGGCCGUGUUUAUUUUUAUUCACCAAAGAAGUAAAUCUAAAUCAAUUACAGUUACAACGACAACAAUUUCACAUAGGAAAUACAAGUAGUAGUGGUAGCCAGAAGAACAAAUUAGUCAAAGCAUGUGUUUUGGUCAAAGGAGAAGCAUGCACACGUAAUCCGAUAAAUUUAGCAUCUCAGAGGGAUAAAGCGGCUGCAUUAUUAAAUCAUGAGCAUUUCUGUCAUUUCAAUUGCAGAAAUAAAUCGCCUAUUAAAUGUGCAAGAUCAAGAUCAACUUCUUGUAGAAGAAUGUAG